AUUUAUGGUCGCUGUGUGGCACGUACGACGACUAGAAGUCCAUAAGCGAUCGAUACACACGGGACAUUGAUCUAAUAACAAAAUUUCCUAAGCACCAUGUCAGCACCACCCGUCCCAGUCUACAACGAUACCACAGCUGUACCGCCAGCGAGUGCAAGCCAUGUGAACCCAGGCCAUGUGUCAGGAACUACACAUACGACCAGCGAUGUGCCGGGAGCAAAUGCAUCAGGACAUGUGCAAGCGCCUCUAGCACCCGGAUCGCAAACGACCGCACCUCAAUCGACUGGACUUCAUGCGAAGCUUGCCCAAGCACAAGGAACAGGCCCCAACACAACCGGCACGCGUUCGACAGUACCAAACACAGUGCCCCAUGCAACAACAUCUCAUCCAACAGUCGGUCAGCCAGUAGGUCCUGGAGCAACUGCAGCACACCAGGCCCCACUUGGCGGAACAACAACGACCCAUACAAACGCCCCUGUGGGCGCGACGACCACUACUCAUUCAAAUGCCCCGCUAGCCUCGACAGCAGGCGGUGCUGCUGUUGCCGGCGCUCCUGUGGCAGGCGCACCAGUAGCACAGCCGAUGGCAAAUCGAUUGGCAGCAUCUGGACUCCCUGUGCUACAGUCAUUUCAGCCUCCACUUGGCCCCUCUUCCAACGAGCAACUCUACAGCCCUCAGCAGAUAACACUCACACUUACGGAGAAGGUGUGGGCUCUUGGAGAUACAUUUACAGUACACACUGCCGAUGGUGCGCAGAUCAUGCAAGUGAAAGGAAAGGUCGUCUCCCUCCACGGCAAGAAGAAGUUCUCCGACAUGGCCGGCAACGAACUCUUCACACUUGCAGAGAAGAAACUCAAGCUGCACAAGACAUUCCAUGCCGAGGCGCCCACAGGCCACAACUUUGACAUUGAAGGUAACUUCUCCUUGGGAAGCUCAAAGAGCACUGUCAAGUUCGUCAAUGCUUCGGAUAAGCGACCAAUGGAACUGCAAGUCAAGGGAGACUGGCUUGAUCGCAGUGCAAAGAUCACACUGGCUAGUGAUCGCGACAGAGUCGUAGCUCAGAUGAGCCGUAGCUUCUUGAACGCCAGGGAAGUCAUUGGCAACAAGCAGACUUACUUCAUCACAGUCGCACCGGGUGUCGACUUGAGCUUGAUCGCAGCGAUUUGCGUCGCGAUUGAUGAGCGCGAGAACGACAAGUAGUCAAGCAACCUCAUUCGGCGAAGAUGAGAGAGGGAACGAUGCUCACGAGCAUGUCCAGCGCCAAAGAAAGAAUUUCAGCCUGUAGUUCAGCAUGCUCUCAAUGAUACCACUUUGCGAUCAGUCACUUUUCCAAAAUCGUUCUUUUCG
Molecule: messenger RNA, 1347 nt
Organism: Cercospora beticola
Lineage: Eukaryota; Fungi; Ascomycota; Dothideomycetes; Mycosphaerellales; Mycosphaerellaceae
Product: LURP-one-related/scramblase family protein
Source: RefSeq, a predicted model, not a curated record